CUUGAAGGGCCCCACACACACAAUGGCAGUCUCGCUUUUCGCUAGUUUCAGCACGAAGAACUCGAUUCCUCCUCCAGGGAGACGAUGUAAACACACGGGUCAAUCAGUGAGAGCAAUACCUAUACGCAUUUUAACGGUGGGAAAGAAAAGAUCAAGGGGUGUACAGCUAAUAGUUGAUGAGUACAUAAGGAAGCUCAAAGAUUAUUGCCGCAUUGAUGACGUGCAAAUCCGUUCCAAUCCGAGGAAUACUCGGUGCGUCACUGUUCCAUUCAAGUUCCCUCAGUUGUCAGACUAA
Molecule: messenger RNA, 295 nt
Organism: Ilex paraguariensis (yerba mate)
Lineage: Eukaryota; Viridiplantae; Streptophyta; Magnoliopsida; Aquifoliales; Aquifoliaceae
Source: the annotation of a GenBank genome assembly